Coniosporium apollinis CBS 100218 is the source of this 3069-nucleotide messenger RNA. RefSeq lists its product as uncharacterized. NCBI's taxonomy places the organism in Eukaryota, Fungi, Ascomycota, Dothideomycetes. The transcript is spliced from 2 exons. The record is from RefSeq and is a predicted model, not a curated record. Bases 1 to 3069 code for a protein of 1022 amino acids.
AUGCGUCUCCAUGUCGAGGUGCUGCCGUUGCAGCAAGGUCCGGCGAGCUCACUUUACAGCAAUGUACAGCUCACAGCACGACCGCCGAAGAAGUUUGGCAUCAACGUGCGGCCGGAACAGAGACUCAGCGAGGUUUGGAGUCUUAUCGAAGGUCGCUACAAGCAGCUUUAUCUCACACCAGCUGAAGCAGCCACCUUCAUCGUCAAGAAGCUGCAAGAUGCAUACGGCGGCGAUAUCGACGUCGGCGACACUGUGUCUGAUGUGUUCGAAGGCGUGACGGAUCAGGAGAAGAGGGUGAUCCACGUGAUUCAAGGCUCGAUUGACCGUGAGAUGUCAGUGCUUGCCACGUCGAGUCUCAGACCGGUCACCGCGCAGAAGCGGCUCCUCGAUGUGUACCAGAGCGAGGGCUUCAAGCGCCGACGCAUCGGACAGGAACCCCCGGACUACGCGGUCGAGGACCUUCACCCGGACAGGCCGCUUCUGUCUCGCGAACGAGACGACGGUGAGGAUGUGUUUGCACAGCUUAGACAGUCUGCGGGAGAAGAAAGAGCUCAAAGCCGAGGGGCUGAUCCGCCGGUCAUUAUCAUCAAAGACUCUCAGCUUGACGCUGUUCCAAGCUCAGAUCCAUACGUCGAUGAGCCCAAGAGCGAAUCUCCGGAACAUGAGCUUCCAACUCUUCAGGAUAUCCCUCCCGCGGCAGUGCCGUCGCGUCUCAGCCCUGUGCUUGGCGACUUCAGUACUACUCCUAAAGAUGCCUUCAUCAAACCUUCUCUACCGGCAUCUAAAGCUCGUGCAAAUUCACGGCAGAUGAACGGGAUUGCGCCUUCGGUUCAACAGCCAGUGCAGCCGGCAGCCAUACAAACACCCCCGCGAGAAAAAGACAAACAGUGGCCGCCCAAGCUUCCUCCCAACCCGUACUCGUCAGUAGUGAAAGUUUCCGGGCCCACCGUAAAUCAUGAAGAGAUCGCAUCUAGUACUCCUCCGUCUGCGCAGCCGAACCGCGCACACGAUCGCCUGGCGUCUCCCACUGCAAAUACACCGCAACGUGCCGGCCUGGCAACGGGUAAACUGAGGUCUCCUUCGACAUCGGCCAAAAAGCAACUCGAGCUCAUCCGGGCAAGGCGGGGAAGUAGGGGCGAAAACACAGAUCUGAAAAAAGACCCAAACGACCCGAAAGACCCAACCGACCCUACUGUGGAGCCAGUCAGCAAACCAUCGACGGCGCCAGAACAACCACAAGCGCUUCAAGCCGAUGCUGCGUUAUUAUCAUUCUCACAGCAGAACAAGCGAAAGUCUAGUCCCUCGGUUGUUAUCACACCGACGCCACAGCAACGGAGCCGGUCGCGAAGUGCAGCAGCUUCCGAAAAGCCAACAGGUCGGCAAUCGAAUCCCUCAACGUCCGAAGAGAGUCAGCUCAAGCUGGAGCAACGGAAGGCAAAGGAAGCUGAGCGCCUUACUGAGCAGCAGGCGUCCGAAAGAAAGCGAGAGGCAAGCGUGCAGCGAAAGGCUAGAGAAGUUGAGAAUCUAAAAAGGGAGGCCGCUGCGAAAGACUAUUUCGCAAAGAAGGAGGCCAGCGACGCAGAGCGACGCUCACGAGAAAGGUCUGGCGCUCCACGUGCCCCACCCACUAUUGUGGCGACUGUACCAAGCGUACCAAACUCGUCUGCACAAACUUCUUUGCGAAGGUCCGUUUCGUUCAGUAAUGAAGUAGAAUAUUCGGAGCCAAAGAAGCCGCCUCAGCGUCGUAACAAUGGGGAUCUGGACAGCCCUGCGAGCAUCUUGAAGAAGGGCCCGAGUGCCACUCCAGCUUCUUCUAGUCCCUCAAUCCCUCCAGAGGUUUCAAAGUCAUCCGCCGGCCGGCGUACACCAUCGGUCUCAGCGCCUGACGCUCCAAAGGCUAAACCGACACCCCAGGCAAAGGUCAAACGAUUCUCACUGCUUUGCGAGUCCAGAGAACUGACGGAAAAGCAGAGGCCGCCAGCCAAGCAGAUUUUCCCUCCCGGUUACGGCCCCGCCGACCUUGCACGACUUUCCGGCACGCCGAUUGCAGAAGCCAAGCCUAAGCCUGAACCUGGACCGGCCACGGCGACAAAGGCGUCGCAACUGCGGCAGGCCGUCCUUCCCUACACUCGUGACAGAAGUAGCUCACGACCUCUUGAGGCUGAUCUUCCGACCAAAGCAACCCCACCGUCACAGGCUGCCUCUUCCUCGCAAGCUGCUCGCUCGCCACAAGCUGCCCGUUCGCCUCAAGCUAUUCCCUCGUCCCAGGACGAGUCCAUCGUGAUCUCUUCUGACAGCGAGGAGGAAGAAUCAGAUGUAUCAGGCUUGUCUGAGGAAGAAAGUGAUGAUGAAGAAGGAACGCCGAAGAAGGCUGUUCCCGCCGAGGGCGGAGGUGGCUCCCAAGCGAAACCUGGGGCUCCCCGCUCACCGUCUCCAGGCUCUUCACCACCGGAGCUCUCGACGACCCAAGAUAGCGCUCCUGACAGCAUACCCAACGGCAUAGAUGCGAAGUCAGCAGAAAAAGCCAAAGCUCCCCAUUCAUCGAUGGCCUCUGCACGGCACUCACCAUCGCCCUCGAAGCAGCUGACAAGCGAUCCCUCCACCCAGAAUGGUGCAUCUCAACCCACACCAAAGGGUGCAAACCCAAUGGGGCUGCCAAUGCCAGUGGUAAAUCUAUCAGCACCAUCUUCGCAGCAGCCCACCCCGUCGCAAAUCCUUACGCGCGACGACGACUACAACUUUCCAAACAUCAAGCAGCGCCAGGAGGACAUCCGCCGCCGCCGGCAGCUGGAACAGGCCCAGGAAGAGAAACGGCUCACGCAGGAGAGGAAUGCAGAGGCGCAGCGGCUGGCCGCGCGGAACGCUGGCCCUAGGAGCUCGUCCGAGGAGGAGGAAAGCGACAGUAGCUCUGAAAGCAGCAGUGACGACGAUGAUGAGGUUGCUGAGGUUACGGCGCGCAAAGUGGAGACGGCGAUCAGUAGUAAGGCUACGACGCCGAAUGGGGAUGGUAGGAUUGGUGCGGGUUUAGGAUCGCGUAUGUUAUACCUGUUCAAAGCGAGGGGUGUGUGA